This is a messenger RNA of Phytophthora nicotianae INRA-310, 720 nucleotides long. RefSeq lists its product as hypothetical. Gene Ontology annotation, molecular function: phosphatidylinositol binding. The record is from RefSeq and is a predicted model, not a curated record. The coding region runs from base 85 to 720 and encodes 211 amino acids. The transcript has 2 exons. NCBI's taxonomy places the organism in Eukaryota, Oomycota, Peronosporomycetes, Peronosporales, Peronosporaceae.
GUCAUAGCUCAGGAAAGCAGCUCUCAGCUCUGCUUGCACCUCGAGCGGACGUCUGGGCACUCCAAGACCUCCAUCCGACAGGACAUGAUGAUGAACUCCUCGUACGCCGCACCACAGAGCCAGAGCCACGGUCUGCCGCGGUCCAAACCGAGCUCCUUCAGUUCGUCGUCUUCCAUCGGCAGCAGCCACUCGUCGCAGAAGCCUCCGCACCCCAUGCGCAAGCCAUCCACCAAGGCUCUGAUCCUGCAGCAGAAGCAGCAGGAGGAUCAGCAGCGAGCGACGCUGGCCAGAGCUGACACAGCGGACGACGCGCUGCUGAGUCGGGCGACGUCAGAGACCGCACCGCAGUUGACAGCGGAAGAGGCAGCAGCGGCGCUUCGAGAUCGCUCCAACUCGCUGGCGGUCAUGGAGUCUAUGCGCUCACAUCUGCCAGGUAAUGGUCAUACUAUGAGCGUGAAGGCUACAACCAAGCUCAAGAAGGAGAUGGCCAAUGCAGCCCAAGUAGUCGAGACGUUCCUGUCCCCGAAGCUGCUAAAGGACCAGUCAAUUCCGCAUGAGUUAUUGGCGGAAGCCUAUGGCCUGGUGUUUGUGACCAUGUACAAGGUGGGUUUCUUGCUCUCAGGCAAGAUUGGAACAGGUUUUGCCAUCUCUCGUACGACCGGAGGAUGGUCAGCGCCCAGCUUCUUAACUUCGGGAGGUUUUGGCUUUGUUGGGGUCUGA